Recurvomyces mirabilis is the source of this 1437-nucleotide messenger RNA. RefSeq lists its product as uncharacterized. The record is from RefSeq and is a predicted model, not a curated record. Bases 1 to 1437 code for a protein of 478 amino acids. NCBI's taxonomy places the organism in Eukaryota, Fungi, Ascomycota, Dothideomycetes, Mycosphaerellales, Teratosphaeriaceae. The transcript has a single exon. Gene Ontology annotation, molecular function: oxidoreductase activity; FMN binding.
AUGGAAUACGACAAAUCCACCGGCCCAGCAGAACCAGAAUCACAAUCCUACGCCCACUCCACCACCACAACCUCAAGUAGCAAAGAUGGCAAACUUCGCAUCAACGGCCCAGCAGUCAACACCUCACCCCUAUCCCAACCCAUCACCUUCCCCUUCUCCGGCCUGACAGCCCCAAACCGCUUCCUCAAAGCCCCCAUGACCGAACGCCUCUGUCGCUGGAACACCGAAUCCGAACCUAUCUCAGCGCGCGGCUACCCAACAGAAGAAUACACGCACCUCUAUCGGCGCUGGGGCGAAGGCGGGAUCGGGAUCAUCGUAGCAGGAAAUCUGAUGCUUCGCUACGACGCCGUCGAGGCCUUUGGGAAUCCCAUCUUACAGGACGACCACGAUAAUCGAACCGCGGCUUUCAGGAAAGUGAGCGAGGUGGCGAAGAAACACGGCUCCCUUUUCAUCGCCCAGCUCUCGCAUCCAGGACGGCAAGGCGGUGCGGCUCUGAACCCGAAUCCCGUCAGCGCCAGUGAUGUCCAGCUCAAAAUCGAGUGGGCGGGAAACAAAUUUAACAAACCCCGUGCCCUCACCGUCCCGGAGAUCCACGAAGUAGUGCGACAAUGGGGUGAGACCGCCUAUCUCUGCUACAAAGCCGGAUUUGACGGAGUACAAGUCCAUUGCGCACACGGGUACCUCCUCGCCCAAUUCCUGAGCCUAACAACGAACAAACGAACAGACGAAUACGGCGGCAAGCUCGAAAACCGAAGCCGAAUUAUAUUCGAGAUCAUAACAGAGAUCAAACGACGUGUCCCUGACCCUAAAUUCAUGAUCUGUGUGAAAAUCAACUCCGUCGAAUUCCAGCCUGGAGGGCAAACACCAGAUGACUGCAAAAACCUCUGCCUCAAGCUCGAGGAAGCCGAAGUCGAUUUCGUGGAUCUUUCGGGUGGGACUUUCGAGGGACGUGCUUUCGAGCAUAAGAAGGAGAGUACCAAGAAACGGGAGAGCUACUUUAUUGAGUUCUCGGAGAUGAUACGACCACUUCUAAAGAAAACCAAAGUCUACGUCACUGGCGGCUUUCGCACAGCUUCCGGGAUGGUUGCUGCCAUCGAGACAGGAGCCUGCGACGGGGUAGGCAUCGGCCGACCUUUGGCCGCGGAACCAUAUCUAUGCAAGGAGAUUCUGGAGGGGAGGGUGCAUGGCGCGAUAGAGAAUUCUGUUCCCUUGCCGUUGAAUACGCAGAGUUCGGGGUCUCAAUUGCAUCAGGUUGGGAGGGGAGAGGAGGAGGUGAGUGAUUGGAGUGAGGAGAGGGAGGUGCGGCGGUGGGUGGAGGCGAACGAGAGGGAGACGGAGAGGAAGAUAUCGAUCUUGCCGAAGGUGGAUAGUUCGGGGUAUGCUGUUUUGAAGGCGGAGGCGGGGUUUGCGUAUUUGAGGGAUGGAGCUGUCGUUUAA